Messenger RNA from Dermacentor andersoni, 1216 nucleotides. RefSeq lists its product as uncharacterized. NCBI's taxonomy places the organism in Eukaryota, Metazoa, Arthropoda, Arachnida, Ixodida, Ixodidae. The record is from RefSeq and is a predicted model, not a curated record.
CGGCCUCCGGCAUUCGUGAUCAAGCAACAGAAAGUCUGCGUUAGGGCUGUCUGCGCAGAGCUUGACGAGCGCUCUCGGUGCAAAAUGAGUCACCCUUAAGCUAUUAUGUUCUCAAAGCUCCACGUCGAAAGGCAAGGUUCAAAAAGUAAUUCCUUCGACACGCUCAAAGUGGAAACGCUGGCCAAACUCGACGAAGGCUUCGAAUCGCUCAAGUUCCUCCAGCGGCUGGGAGAAGUGCAGAUGAGCGAGCCGCAGUUCAGCGCCCUCAUCCAGGUCUGCAACGACUUCUUGUGGACCAAGACCACCAUCGAGCGGGCCUUCCGAAAGUACCCGCGGGGCAGCGCGUCCGAUGCGGACAAGAGGCUGUUCCGCGAAGUGCUCAUUCUGCUGUACAAGUACGUCACCAAGAGCAUCAUCAUGCUCCUCACGCAGAUUGGCAUCCGAUGUCCGCAGAACGCCACCGCCGAGCUGGGCCACGUGCUCGAACAGUUGCUCAAGAGCGUCCAGAGCAUAGCCCACCACGAGUGUCUGCACCCGACGCAAAGCAAGUUUGCAGUCAUGAACGUCCGCCUGCUGGCCAAGGCGGCGCGUCCCAAGGACGCCGAUGUAGAGUUCAUUAUGGUCAUGAAGGCCAUGAGGAAGGAACUGGCCCAGCGCAAGAACACUAUCAAGGCCAGCUCGUGGAUGUACCUUAUGAAGCAGUGAUGUUGCCGUGCAUUGCGUAGUGUAUAUUGUGGUCCCGAACAAGCGAUGAUGUGCAUAUUAUAGUGCUAAGCUCGUAUUACAUGAUUUACCAAGCUGAGCUUCGUAACAGAAAAAAAAAAAACGUCAGCAAAGCGCGCUUGUGAACACGUGAUUAUGCUCUCGAUUACUGCUAUCACGAACAAGCCGGGCUUUCUUGAAUUGAGCUCUCAAAUAAUUUUCUUUCGCUUGAAAAUAUAAGUUAUCCGUUUGCUUCGUUACGAAGUGGCGCUACACGCACUUCUGAUGGCCUGCACAGUUAACUGGUAAAGUGGACAGUUUUUGCGUUGCUUGCAUUUAUGCCGUGUCAUUGAUUGGAAAGUAUGGAGCAUGUUCGUGUCAUGUUUCUGCUUCAGGUUUUACACAAGUGCACACGGCGUCGCCUGCAUAAAGGUCAAAACGCCAACGCUUUAGGCAAUAAUUUUAUAGUGUGCCUGUUAUGCUAACACGGGGCACGUACAGUAAUCCCCUUUCC